Cynara cardunculus var. scolymus (artichoke) is the source of this 1170-nucleotide messenger RNA. Its product is annotated as peroxidase 45-like. The transcript is spliced from 4 exons. Gene Ontology annotation, biological process: hydrogen peroxide catabolic process; response to oxidative stress. Bases 32 to 988 code for a protein of 318 amino acids. Gene Ontology annotation, molecular function: peroxidase activity; heme binding. The record is from RefSeq and is a predicted model, not a curated record. NCBI's taxonomy places the organism in Eukaryota, Viridiplantae, Streptophyta, Magnoliopsida, Asterales, Asteraceae.
UAUUAAUUAUAACAAAGAGAAGAAGAGCAAAAUGAAGAAGCAAAUGCUAUGUUUCUUGUUCAUCUCUUUCUUUGUUGCUUCAUCUUAUGCUCAACUUAGACAAAAUUUCUACCAAUCCACUUGCCCUAAUGUCGAAUCUAUAGUUCGAUCAGCCGUCGCCAAGAAAUUCCAACAGACUUUCGUCACUGCCCCAGGGACGCUCCGCCUCUUCUUCCACGACUGUUUCGUUCGGGGGUGUGAUGCUUCGGUUUUUCUGACGAAUGCAAAUGCUGAAAAAGACCAUCACGACGACUUGUCUCUUGCCGGAGACGGAUUCGACACCGUCAUUCAAGCCAAGGCCGCUGUCGACAGCAAUCCUAAUUGCCGGAACAAAGUCUCGUGUGCAGAUAUAUUAGCUCUUGCCACCAGAGAUGUUGUUGCCUUGACAGGUGGUCCAUCAUACAAGGUGGAAUUGGGAAGAAGAGAUGGGAGAAUCUCUACAAGGAAAAGUGUCCAACACAAACUCCCACAUGCAGAGUUUAACCUCAACCAACUUAACACCAUGUUCGCCUCUCAUGGUCUCUCUCAAACCGAUAUGAUUGCUUUGUCAGGUGCACAUACGCUUGGAUUCUCACACUGUAAUCAAUUCUCGAAGCGUAUCUAUUCAAAGGCCGGAAUAGACCCGAACUUGAAUCGGAAAUACGCUCUUGAGCUACGACAGAUGUGUCCGGUGAAUGUAGACCCUAGAAUCGCGAUUAACAUGGAUCCCACAACACCGCAGACUUUUGACAAUGCGUAUUAUAAGAACCUCCAACAAGGGAAGGGUUUGUUUACGUCUGACCAAGUCUUGUUCACGGACACCCGGUCAAGGCCGACGGUCAACCUGUUUGCUUCUAACAACAAUGCUUUCAACCAGGCAUUCGUGAGCGCCAUCACCAAGCUUGGCCGUGUUGGGGUUUUGACCGGUAACCAGGGUGAGAUCAGACGCGAUUGCAGCAGAGUUAACUAGAAAAUUGAUUACCAUCUUUAUUAUUAUUAUUGAUUUAAAUGGGAUUAGUAGUAAAUUUGUUUUUAAAUAAGGAGGUAGCUACAUUCAUUAAUUGUGCAAAUGCAUGUAUGUAAUGUAGCCUUCCACGAACAAGCAUGCACAUCUUGUUUUCAAAUAAUAAAUGCUAGACUUUUCUUGUGAUU